AUGCAUCAACCAUUCGUCCAUCUCCACACCUCCCUUAACUGUUUAACACUUCAUCCCAUCCCUCCUCCCUACCAUCAAAGAAGAAAAGAAUCCCUCAAGAUGGACCCAGAACCAGACACAGCAGACCCCUCCAACCCCCCCGUAAUCAACUACAUUCUCUCCUUCCUCCUAGUCGGGGUAGCUUGGGGUUUCACCACCCCUUUCAUCCGGCGCGCAGCCGCGGACUUUGCAGCCCGCCAGCAACAAAACCAGCAGCAGCAGCAACCGGACAACAUCACCACCACCAAUGAUGGAACCGACGUCCCCCUAACAGCUGUGUCUCCCGAAUACACCGAUGAAACACGCCCCGAGGAUGAACGGGGAGAAGAAAGCGAGGAAGAUAAUCCUCCCCCAGCUAGCCACCAAGACCAGCAACAACCGGCAUGGAUGCAGCAGCAGAAACAGUCAAAACCACCAUCCUGGCUCCGCAAAAAGAUCACCACGUUAUUCUGGACGGUUGUGAAUCUGCUUCGCACUCCUGCUUAUUCGAUUCCCCUGGUGGUGAAUCUUACCGGGAGUGUGUGGUUCUUUUUGUUGGUGGGGAAGCAUGAACUAUCAUUAACUGUCCCCCUCGCCAACUCCAGUGCGUUUCUGUUCACCGUGUUGGGCGAAUGGUAUGUUGAGAGGAAGGUCAUUGAGCGCGAGACGUGGUUGGGGAUGGCGUUGGUGUUGGGUGGGAUUGCGGUUUGUGUUAUGGCUUAG
Aspergillus luchuensis is the source of this 741-nucleotide messenger RNA. RefSeq lists its product as uncharacterized. The coding region runs from base 1 to 741 and encodes 246 amino acids. The record is from RefSeq and is a predicted model, not a curated record. The transcript has 2 exons. Lineage: Eukaryota; Fungi; Ascomycota; Eurotiomycetes; Eurotiales; Aspergillaceae.